Molecule: messenger RNA, 2372 nt
Organism: Strongylocentrotus purpuratus (purple sea urchin)
Lineage: Eukaryota; Metazoa; Echinodermata; Echinoidea; Camarodonta; Strongylocentrotidae
Product: non-homologous end-joining factor 1
Exons: 8
Coding region: 165-1178 (337 amino acids)
Biological process (GO): double-strand break repair via nonhomologous end joining
Cellular component (GO): nucleus; DNA ligase IV complex
Molecular function (GO): DNA end binding
Source: RefSeq, a predicted model, not a curated record
CGUAGUUGCAUUCUGGGCGGCGCGCGCGGCCGAGAAUUAGACUCUGAAACGAGUUCUCCGACGUCCGACAGGAGCUGCUGAAUAUUUGGAGCAAAGUUUUGAAUCUUCAGAGUCAUAGAGAGGCUCUGGACUCUAGCAUAAUCGCAAAUAGGAGAAUUUGAUACAUGAUGUCGGAGAACAUUUUAGAAUGGCGUCGCAGAUGGACCCCUGAUCUAAUGGCAGCUCCAUGGCUACCAUUCACCAUUGAGGGCAGCAGUCUUCUCGUUAAGAGCUUGUUCACCCAGACAUCAUUCACGGUCCUGGUGUAUGACUAUACAACUAUGUGGAUCGAAUUGGGUGAUAAAAAGGCUGUCCUCGAAACUGCAAAGGUAUGUAAUCCUAGUGUGGAGGCUCCUCUGGGUGAACUCUUGCAGCAUCUCAAUGAUCUCCUUCAAGGAGUUCAGCAAUCAGCAAAGUAUUCCUUGAAGUACAAGGAAGAUGAUGGAAUGAGGGAACAUUUGAAGAUCCAUCUGACGUCUAAGUUACCCCAAGGAGUGCCUUUUAAAUGGACGCUUUCUCUCUCAAAGGCUACUGAUGAAAUGGCUGCUUCACAUCUCACCAAUCCACUUCUCAUAUUGGUUUCAGAGCUGAUGAGAAGAGAGAAAGAGUUGUACAGACUCAUGAAGAAAAAGGAUGAUGAGAUUGAAGACUACCAGAUGGCAGGAGCAAAGGUCUCAAGAAAGAGCAAGCUAACACCAGUAUUUGAUGGGACAUCGUUUAACCAGGAUAUGAUCAAUUCAAAGGCAUUUAGGACCGAGAAUGAAAGCAGUGGUGAGAGAGCAUUCAGUGGUCAAGGGCAAGGACUCUACAAAGAAGUGAUGGUCACUAGAGCAUGGUUGAAACGACCUUCAGACACAGACGAAGUUAGUGACAACGAUGACAUGCCUCAUGAUGCUGACCCUUCCAUAGGAGAUGCUGGUCCAACGCGGACAACCCGUCUACCAGGUUCUUUGGUUGGUGAUGUAUUCUCAGAUACCUUGUCACCUGUUAAGUCAUCUCCUUCAAAGUCUCCUAUGAAGCAAUCUCCUGGACCAUCUGCACAGGACAAUGAACUGAAUAGGAGAGAGGCAUUGGAGAAGAGACUGGCAGAGGAAAAAGCGAAAUUACAGACAAAGAAAAAGAAGAAGAAGCUUUUUUAAUCAUGAUAACUUUUCAAGAAAUAUUAGCUUCCCAUGCUUGUAUGUAGAUAUUUAGCGGGACAUAACCCAAUAUUGGAAGGUUUGCCUGAAACAAUCGCUCAAGUACUGUUUCAUGGUCAUUGUAUGAGUUAGCGACUCCACCUUCUAUAAUCAUCACUAUUUUGAAGAAACGUGUCUUUCAAUCAUCUAUUUUGAAGAAACAUGUCCUUCAAUCAUUUCUGAUACUGUCUCUAGCAGUCCAAAUCUCUGGAUGUAUACACGUGCAUGUAUUUCAUGGUUUCAUUGUACAUGUAUGCAUAUUGAAGAUUAUCUAGCAGAAUUCUGAGAAAUAUUAUAUAAAUCAUAGGAAAAUUGCAGGAAAUAACUAUCACAGAUUACAAUUACACCUGAAAUAGUUCUUUGAUCUGAAAAACUCUUGAACACUUAACAGGAAGACAUUGCAUCUCAGCCAAGCAUUCAAAAUCCCUGAGUAUGAUUCUAAAAUUGAAGUUUGGCAAAAAAAUUGAACUCAAAUACUACAACAUAAAUUAUUUAUAUAUAUCAGGUAUAUUUACAGAAAAGAAGUGAUACCGACUCUAAGAGCAUCUUUGACAAAAAUACUUGUUCAAUAUUUGUUGUCCUGUCAAGUACUAUUAACAUUUGACUUGUGUUUAAUAUGGAAAUGUUUUUGCUCACAGAGUAUAAUAAUAUUGUCUGCCAUGGGUUGUUUAUCCAAAUGAACAUGUAUGACAUGUGAUUUGAGUUUCGGCAGCACUUCAUAGAAGACAUAUUUCAAAUCUUUAAAACAUUGUUAGAAUAGAAUGUGCCUGCAGAGGAGUAAAUGGAUAUAGAUCAUAUCAGAUAAAAAAUACUUUACACCAGGAAACAAGUCGUACCAUUAUGUGUUCAGCUUUUGAUAGAAAUGCUUGCCAGUAGGGAUAGAAAUAAUACAUGAAAUAGAAUAAACAUGUGCAUAUAUUUUUUGUAAUCGAUUUAUAAUGCGGCUAAAAAUGUUGUCCUUUUCAUAUAAAAAUGUAUUUGAACUGUCUUCACUUUUCAGAAAGAGAAAAAUAAUUCCUUGAAUGGUAGAAUUUUCAAUCAUGAAAAAGAUUUCAGUUGAUCAAAACAUGUUAUGUGAGCCGUUUCAAGUUGAAUGUUUUUUACAAAAAAAAUUGUGAAAUGGUGAUCAAUGAAUUAAAAUGUACAUUUUCCAAA